Messenger RNA from Rhincodon typus (whale shark), 3115 nucleotides. RefSeq names its product IQ motif and SEC7 domain-containing protein 3-like. NCBI's taxonomy places the organism in Eukaryota, Metazoa, Chordata, Chondrichthyes, Orectolobiformes, Rhincodontidae. The transcript is spliced from 11 exons. Bases 6 to 2489 code for a protein of 827 amino acids. Gene Ontology annotation, molecular function: protein binding; guanyl-nucleotide exchange factor activity. Gene Ontology annotation, biological process: regulation of ARF protein signal transduction; actin cytoskeleton organization. The record is from RefSeq and is a predicted model, not a curated record.
CACCAAUGCGAAUGCAACGGAGCAAAGGCACAGCAACAUGCUCGCAUUUACCCACCUCUGAUUAUGAGUUGUCAAUGGAUCUCAAAAAUAAGCAGAUUGAAAUGCUGGAACACAAAUAUGGAGGCCAUUUGGUAUCUCGCCGUGCUGCCUGUACCAUCCAGACAGCCUUCCGUCAGUAUCAACUCAGCAAGAACUUUGAAAAGAUUCGGAAUUCCUUGGUGGAAAGUCGCAUGCCCAGGCGCAUUUCUCUACGGAAGGUCAGGUUACAGAAUGCCGAGAAUUUAAUGGAAGGGUAUAACUUUGCAGGAAUCCCUCUGGUGCGGUCACCAUCAUUACCUGCAAGUAUCAGUGGGGCUCUGACUGAGCUUGAGGACUCCUUCACAGAGCAGGUUAAAUCACUAGCAAAAUCAAUUGAUGAUGCUCUGAGCUCCUGGAGCUUGAAGACAAUGUGUUCACUGCAAGAUGGCAGUAGCUAUCAAUUCACAGAGACUUUCAGCAGCGCAUCAAUGCAGGACAGAGCAGGAGGUGAGAUGGGGAAAACAGGACAAGUAAGCAGUGAUGACAAACUGGAAGAUGGCCUUGCACAAAGUGGGAGUACACUUAUGAUGGCCUUUAGGGAUGUCACCUUCCAUAUUGAAAACAAAAACAUGUCGGUUUCUUCCCUCAUGGAAUCUGCAUCAGUUGCCAUGGCAAACUGUGAGAGUGCCCCACCAGAACCUGAGCAGAAUGCAGUGGUUGCAAAAGGUGAGCAGAGUCCAAGGGAAAAGGAAGAGAAGGGUUCCCAAAAUUCCUGUUCAGAACAGGAACAGAUGAUCGUUCAAAAUAAUCAUCCUUUCACAGAACUGAAUAAUAUCAACGCAAAUGGACUCGGAGGGGAUUUGGUGGGGCAGAGUCAAAUGGCAAUGCAGAAUAUUCAAAUUGACCAUGAUAAUGGAAUAAUGCCAGAUUCUCAAUUGGAAUCUAAUCGUUUGGACAAUGCAGAACAACUCAGCAGCAGUAGUACAACCUCCAUCUCUGCAAAAUCUCCAUCCGAAGUUUCUUCAAAGGAGGCAUUGCAUGCCAUGAUACUGAGCAUGCCCAGAUACCACUGUGAGAAUCCAAGCACCUGCAAAUCACCAACUCUCUCUACUGACGUCAUCCGCAAACGCCUGUAUCGUAUCGGCCUCAAUCUUUUCAAUGUAAAUCCUGACAAAGGAAUUCAGUUCCUGAUUGCGCGUGGAUUCAUCCCCGACACAGCGAUCGGAGUUGCCCACUUCCUGCUGCAGCGAAAAGGAUUGAGCCGCCAGAUGAUUGGAGAGUUUCUGGGCAACAGCAAGAAGCAAUUCAACAGGGAUGUUUUGGAUUGUGUUGUUGAUGAAAUGGAUUUUUCUAACAUGGAGUUGGAUGAAGCUCUGCGGAAGUUCCAGGCUCACAUUCGAGUGCAGGGAGAGGCACAGAAGGUUGAACGACUUAUCGAAGCAUUUAGUCAACGUUAUUGCAUGUGCAACCCAGACGUGGUUCAGCAGUUCCACAAUCCAGACACCAUCUUCAUCUUAGCCUUUGCUAUCAUUUUACUUAACACAGACAUGUACAGCCCCAACAUCAAACCCGAUCGAAAAAUGAUGCUGGAAGACUUCAUCCGUAAUUUACGAGGUGUGGAUGAUGGAGUGGACAUUCCUCGUGAGAUGGUUGUUGGUAUUUAUGAACGAAUUCAACAGAAGGAAUUGAAGUCCAAUGAAGAUCACGUGACAUAUGUUACCAAGGUAGAAAAAUCAAUCGUGGGGAUGAAAGCAGCCCUUUCAGUUCCCCACCGGAGGUUGGUUUGCUGCAGCCGGCUCUUUGAGAUCAUGGACGUCAACAAAGCACAGAAGCAAGCAGCACAUCAGCGAGAAGUUUUUCUGUUUAAUGACUUAGUUGUGAUACUUAAACUGUGUGCAAAGAAGAGAAGUUCUGCUACAUACACUUUCUACAAGUCUGUUGGCCUUCUGGGAAUGCAAAUUCAUCUGUUUGAGACUGAGUUUUAUCCUCAUGGGAUCACUCUCAUAUCAUCUGCUUCUGGUUCAGAGAAGAAGCAGGCACUGAGUUUCUGUGCACAGAGUUCAGAGGAACUACAGAAGUUUGUGGAGGAGCUGAAGGAAUCAAUAGCAGAGGUGACGGAGAUGGAGCAAAUUCGAAUUGAUUGGGAACUGGAAAAACAACAGGGGGCAAAAACUCCUUCCUCAAAGAAUAAUGGAGCUCCGCUUGACAUCCGAACCAAACCAGGAUCUCCAGCAGAUCAAAGUUCUGCUGUCCUGCCACAUCCAGUUACAAGUGGACAACUAAUCAGAAGAGAUGGCUCCAUGAACAUCCUUGUUCCCAAUUAUAGCAGAGGCCGUUACAUUACAGUGCAAAAGACAAGACAGAAAUGCCAAGUGGAUGAUCCAUCUUGGCCUCUUUCUGAGUCCCCCAGUACCAUAGAGACCGGUCAUCAGCCAAUCCAGUUCCUCUGUAUGAUAUUGAGAAAGGGCUGAAAACAUUGUAGACUGUAAAGGGAAUAAGCACAUACAAUAUAUAGGUUGCAGUGCUGAACACAUGUGUUCCAUAAAUGUCGGAGCGGCUAGCCAAGUUGCUCCAGUACUGUUACAAUACUAACAUCUAUCCAACAGUGUGGAAAAUUGUCCAUUAAUGUUCUGUCCGCAAAAAACAGGACAGUUCUCCAAACAAAGAUCACGCUCUCAGUUUACUUUUGUACAAAAUAUGGUAGAAGAUUUCGCCCGGGUACUUUUGUAGAAUAAAGUUUGAGUUCCAUUGAAGAGGUGAGAUUAAGUGAGAGCAUUAUGUGGUGAGUUAUAAUCCUAGCCCCGUUUUAAGACAAUCCCAGAUUAGAAAUACCUCACAGAUAAUUUUUUCUAACUUUAAAUUGAGAAAGACAGAUCGUUGAGACACUAAAUGCAUCUAAAAUGCAUCUUUCCCUAAAUUGAAGGAACCAGCCAAAUAUUUUGACAUCCUCCAGAGAACCUUUUUAACAAGAUUAACCAGAUUAUAAUAUCCUGCCUAAUUUUUGGAUCCGGGCUACUCCUCAUUAAUGAACUCUCUGACCGGAGAAUACAAAGUUGGUUUCUCAAGUUAGCAAUACAGAAAGUUAUGUGAGAAAAUG